Molecule: messenger RNA, 2079 nt
Organism: Hemisphaericaspora subhashii
Lineage: Eukaryota; Fungi; Ascomycota; Pichiomycetes; Serinales; Debaryomycetaceae
Gene: RRN3
Product: rDNA-binding RNA polymerase I transcriptional factor
Exons: 2
Coding region: 1-2079 (692 amino acids)
Biological process (GO): transcription initiation at RNA polymerase I promoter
Cellular component (GO): nucleus
Molecular function (GO): RNA polymerase I core binding; RNA polymerase I general transcription initiation factor activity
Source: RefSeq, a predicted model, not a curated record
AUGUCACUACACGACCCUAUAAUGAGAAAACGAGGAUUACCAACUACCAAUCAUAAUGAAACUACUGGUGGAGUAGUGAAUAAAAAAUUACGAUCUAAUGAUAAUAAGAUGAUCACCAUAAAAGGAGAAUUUAACAACACUAGUACUAAUGACGAUGAUGGCUUUUCAGAAAAGAUGUUUACAGCAUACGUCAAAUCUGCUUUGAUGUCUUUGGAAAAGAACGAUCCAUUACAAAUCAAUACUUUAACUGAUAAAAUCAAUUUACCAUAUGGAAAUCCAGAUGCCAUAUCUCUUCUGCAUUUUACUAUUGUCCUUAAAGGACUUAUAUCAAAUGUAUCUAGAUUAGAUAAUAAACCAUGUCAUAAUUUAAUAUUUGCUAUUCUUCGAUAUAAAUGGUUAGAUAUUAAAGAUUGUAUUGAAGAAUCAUCAUAUUCAACUUUUGUUGAUUUAUAUUCUCAUUUCUUGACGGUAUUGGUUUCAACUUUACCAAAGUAUUUACAAGAAGUUACCAAUAAAAUUAUUGGAGAAUUUGAUUCAUUUAAUCAUCAAGAUGAAUCUUUAAUAAUUAAUCAUCAUAAUAUUUUACAUAAAAUUAUUAGAUAUGUUCCAACUUGUAUUAAUUCUAUUCCACAAACUUUACAAAAGAAUUUUCCUCAUCAUAUAUCUUCUUCAACUAAAGAAUUAACUGAUUAUGUGAAUAAUUUAAUUAGAAUCAUUGGUUAUUGUCCUGAAUUACAAUUUGGUAUUUGGCAAUUAAUAAUAGAAUGUUGUAUAAAAUUAGAUGUUGAACUUCAAAAUGAAUUAGAUGAUUUAGACGAUGAUGAAAUUGAAGAAUUAAUCAAUGGAAAAGAUGAUGACGAAGAACUUUUGGUGAAUGAUGAUGAUGAUACUAGCAAACCACAGGAUAAAGAAGACGAUGCAAGUGACUCUGAAGAUGAAGAUGCGGGAGAAGAUGAGGAUGAAUUAAUGGAUGGCGAAGUUCAAUACAUGGUUGAUCCAUCAAAUACUACUGCCAGCAUUAAGGUAUUACUGUCAAAAUUAGACAAUAUUAUACAAGCAUUAUUACUCAAUACCGAAAACUCAUUCAGUGAAGAAGAAUUAAAUAAUGGUAAUGGAGUAAGUUUAUACAAUACCAUCACUUCCCUUUUCAAAAGUCAUAUUUUACCUACUCAUUUCACAAAGUCAAUUCAAUUUGUUUUAUUCCAUAUUUCACAAUAUCAUCCAGAAUUGACUGAUUCAUUCUUAGUAGUUCUCAUUGAUGUUGCAUUCAACCCUAAUGAAAUUUUAGAAAAGAGAUUAAAAGCAAUGCAAUAUUUAUCUUCAUACAUUGCUAGAGGUAAGAAUCUUUCCCGUCAUCAAGUUGUAUUCAUUGUGAGCUAUCUCAUUGGAUGGUUAGAUAAAUAUAUCAUUGAAAGAGAAUCAGAAAUUGCCGACAUUGAAUCUAAUAAGAAUGCCCUUAAUUCAGUCAACAAUAAACAAGUUGGAGGUAUGGAAAGAUUUAAAUUAUUUUAUGCAACUUUCCAAGCAUUGAUUUAUAUCUUUUGUUUCAGACAUACAUUACUUUAUAAAUCAAACAAUGAACAAUCUUUACACACAAAUAAAACCACAAGUGAUUCUGAAUGGGAAUGUGAUUUGGAUAAAUUCUUCCAACGUGUCAUAAUUGCAAAAUUUAAUCCGUUGAAAUAUUGUGAUGAAACUGUGGUUUAUAUCUUUGCAAAAUUAGCAACCAAAUUAAAUGUAUGUUAUUGUUAUUCGAUUAUUGAACACAAUAAAAGAGAAAGAAUGUUACAAACUAAUGGAUCUAUGGCUAUGCCUUCGGCUGUUGGUAAUUUUAAACAAAAACAAGAAUUUUUGGAUUUGGAAGCAUAUUUCCCAUUUGAUCCUUUGGUAUUACCAAUGAGUAAAAAAAUCAUUAGUAAAAAUUAUGUGGAAUGGGCUGAUGUUAAUCCAGGAGAAGAAGAUGAUGAUGAGGAUAGCGCAAGUGGAAGUCAUAUUGAAGAUGAUGACGAGGAUGAUGAUAGUGAAAGUGAUAGUGAUUCUGAAAGUGAUGAUGAUGAUGUGGAUGAAGAUGAAGAUUAG